Prosopis cineraria is the source of this 2197-nucleotide messenger RNA. Its product is annotated as probable polygalacturonase. Gene Ontology annotation, molecular function: polygalacturonase activity. Gene Ontology annotation, biological process: carbohydrate metabolic process. The record is from RefSeq and is a predicted model, not a curated record. Lineage: Eukaryota; Viridiplantae; Streptophyta; Magnoliopsida; Fabales; Fabaceae. Bases 498 to 1937 code for a protein of 479 amino acids. The transcript has 6 exons.
AAACUGAAAUUAAAAUGGUGAAAAUGCAUCUGAAGCUCUUGCUCAUCCUUUCACCACUACGGCGCCUAACCGCCCAAUCAUCUUCCGCUGUCCUCUCCCUACCUCACAAUCUCACUCAUCCAUCUCACUUCUUGCUCACUAGUUACCCUGCCCCUUUCCUUCAUCAGGCCUUCCCCGUUUUAUUUCAAUGAAUACCUUAUGAUUUGUGCCUAUCCUUGAAAAAACACAUACCAUACAACAGCAUGGAUAAGGAUCCAAGUGUAGCACACAAAAUAAUAGUUUCCAAGUAAUUAAAGUGUAAUACACAUUAACUCUUCAUUUCACAAUAUCAAGGCCCCAAGAAAAUUACGAGACUUAGAAUCGAACUUGUUAACUUGCCUCUUAUCGCUCACCUUCCUGAUAUGAAUCACAUGUCGAGCAAAUAUUGAUUAUCUAGACUCUAGACCAAUAUAAAUACCUACACAUUCUUCCACAAUACCUCCACUUCCAUCCCAGCAAUGAAUCCCAACCGUACAAAAUCUCAGGUUAUGGGUUUAUUAUCGCUAUUGGUUCUUGUGGUUGCUUUGCCAAGCCUUACUGUGGUGGAGAGCCGUAGAGCUCGGGAACUGCACUAUUUCCAGUACGGUGCCAUGAGCUGCAGAGCUUACAGUGCAUCUCUGACUGAAUUUGGAGGAGUGGGCGAUGGAACAACUUUGAACACUAAAGCGUUUCAAGCGGCCAUAGAUCAUCUGAGCCAGUGUGCGUCAAAUGGUGGGUCUCAGCUCUUUGUUCCUCCGGGAAAAUGGUUGACUGGGAGUUUCAAUCUCACUAGCCGCUUCACCUUAUUCCUCCAUAAGGAUGCAGUGCUCCUUGCUUCUCAGGAUGAAAUUGACUGGCCAGUGAUUGAUCCCUUGCCAUCCUAUGGUCGAGGGAGGGAUGCCCAAGGCGGAAGGUUUGGCAGUCUAAUAUUUGGAACCAACCUCACUGAUGUGAUCAUAACUGGGGACAAUGGCACAAUUGACGGACAGGGUGACCUGUGGUGGCAAAAAUUCCACAAGAAUCAGCUCAAAUAUACCAGGCCUUACUUGAUUGAGAUCAUGUAUUCAAGUAACAUCCAGAUAUCCAAUCUCACUCUGGUUAAUUCUCCAUCAUGGAAUGUCCAUCCUGUGUACAGCAGCAACGUUGUCGUCCAAGGCAUCACUAUUCUUGCGCCCGUGACAUCUCCAAAUACUGAUGGGAUCAACCCCGAUUCGUGCACAAACACCCGUAUAGAGGACUGUUAUAUAGUGUCUGGGGAUGAUUGUGUGGCUGUGAAGAGUGGUUGGGAUGAAUAUGGUAUAGCUUUUGGAAUGCCAACGAAGCAGGUGGUGAUCAGACGACUCACUUGUAUUUCCCCGACAAGUGCUGUGAUUGCAUUAGGGAGCGAGAUGUCAGGGGGGAUCCAAGAUGUGAGGGCUGAGGACAUAGUAGCCGUUAAUUCAGAGUCAGGCGUGAGGAUCAAAACUGCUGUAGGAAGGGGCGGGUACGUCAAGGACAUAUAUGUGAGAAGGAUGAUCAUGAACACCAUGAAAUGGGCAUUUUGGAUGACCGGAAAUUAUGGCUCUCAUGCUGAUGAUAAGUUUGAUCCUAAUGCACUGCCUAUGAUUCAGAAUAUUAACUAUCGUGAUGUGAUAGCACUUAAUGUAACCAUGGCUGCAAGAUUGGAGGGUAUAUCUGGAGACCCUUUUACUGGAAUCUGCAUAUCCAAUGUAACAAUUGAACUAGCAAAGAAGGCUAAAAAAGUUCCAUGGACUUGCACUGAUGUUUCUGGCAUUUCAAGUGAAGUGAUUCCUGCACCAUGCUAUCUGUUACAAGACCAGGGACCAGACAACGUUGGGGCAUGUACCUUCCCAGAAGACCACUUGCCCGUCGAUAAUUUCCAGGUUCAAACAUGUACUUACGGAAGAAGGUAUUUGUGAAUUGUGACAGUAUAAGAGGAAUGAUUCAGUUCAGGUACAUGGUGUAAUAUAACUGGCACCAACGGAGCAAAAUUCUGAACAAGCAACUUAGACAAUGAAAAAAGUCUGUCAAUGAUUAUAUGAAUUUUUAUUUUGUUUCACCGUGUGUAAAAUUCAUUUUUUUUCCUUUUUUAUUUUAUAAGUGUAGAAUGAAAACAAAUAUGGAAAAAUAAGCAGCAAUCUUUGUCAUCAGAACGCUAUAUUACUAUUUGAUAGUCUUA